AGGGUCAAUUUCGUCUCAUUGUUGAUAGAGUAUAACAAGGCCCCUCUCUCCCCGCCACUCACAACAGUAUCAGUUUCACUCAUCUUCAUGGCCAUGAAAUUACUCUCGCCUCCUCCUUCCCUCUCACAGCCCGUGAAGCUCUUCUCCUUCCAUUCCAAAUCAAAAGGACCAAAACCCAUUUCAGCUCCGAGCCAUCUCUUCCAAUGGAGAUCCAAAAGCUAUGUCUUUUCUCGGAAAAUGGUAGUGAAAGCUUCUUUGAAAGUUGAGGAGAAAAAUGUUGAUAAAUCUUCAGGGAGUGAGUGGGGGAAGGUAUCUGCUGUGCUUUUUGACAUGGAUGGAGUGCUCUGCGAUAGUGAAGAGCCUUCUAGGAGAGCCGCUGUCGAUGUUUUUGCAGAGUUAGGGGUCGAAGUUACGGUGGAGGACUUUGUACCUUUCAUGGGAACUGGUGAAGCGAACUUCUUAGGAGGCGUUGCUUCUGUUAAGGGCGUGGAGGGAUUCGAUCCUGAGGCAGCAAAGAAGAGGUUCUUCGAGAUAUACUUGGAUAAGUAUGCAAAACCAAAUUCUGGAAUUGGAUUCCCAGGUGCCCUUGAACUCAUUACUCAGUGCAAAAACAAAGGCCUAAAAGUUGCUGUUGCCUCUAGUGCUGAUCGUAUCAAGGUUGAUGCAAAUCUAGCUGCUGCUUCUUUGCCGUUGUCACUGUUUGACGCUAUUGUGUCAGCAGAUGCUUUUGAAAAAUUGAAACCUGCUCCUGACAUUUUCUUAGCUGCAUCAAAGAUCUUGAAUGUGCCCGUCAGUGAGUGUAUUGUCAUUGAAGAUGCACUAGCUGGGGUGCAAGCUGCCAAAGCUGCGGGAAUGAGAUGUAUAGCUGUCAAGACUACCUUAUCAGAAGAGACUUUAAGGACUGCUGAUCCAUCACUUAUUCGGAAUGACAUAGGAAAUAUUUCCCUUAACGAUAUUCUCAGCGGUGGCUCUGAUGGCUAUAAUGUGAAGAUGCAGGGACCCAAGAUUCUAUCCCAAAAUUCAUCAGCAGCGCUCAAACAAAGUACAGAUAGUUUGUUAGUCCAGAAUGUAGGUGCUGCAAAUGAUGGGGUCUUCCCAAUUGGAGGGUUGCAGGGUUCUCGGCGAAAUAUAUUGAGAUAUGGCAGUUUGGGAAUUGCUUUUUCUUGUCUUCUCUUCACCAUCUCAAACUGGAAGGCAAUGCAAUAUGCUUCCCCUAAAGCUAUUUGGAAUCUAUUGUUUGGAGUGAACCAGCCAUCUUUUGGACAGAAUGAAGGGGGAUCAAGAAAUGCAAGAAUCCGACAAUUUGUGAACUAUAUAUCUGACUUAGAAACAAGGGGAACUGCUCCUACUGUGCCAGAAUUUCCACCAAAACUUGACUGGUUGAAUACGGCUCCCCUUAAGUUUCGUAAGGAUUUGAAAGGAAAAGUGGUUUUGCUGGAUUUUUGGACCUACUGUUGUAUAAACUGUAUGCAUGUGCUGCCAGAUCUAGAGUUUUUAGAGAAAAAGUAUAAAGAUAUGCCGUUCACUGUGGUGGGAGUACAUUCUGCAAAGUUUGAUAAUGAGAAAGAUUUAGAAGCCAUUCGCAAUGCAGUGUUACGCUAUGGCAUUAAUCACCCGGUUGUCAAUGAUGGAGAUAUGCAACUAUGGAGGGAACUAGGUGUGAAUUCAUGGCCAACAUUUGCUAUUGUUGGGCCUAAUGGUAAGCUGCUUGCACAGUUAGCCGGCGAAGGUCGUAGAAAGGAUCUUGACAAUUUAGUGGAGGCAGCUCUUGUAUAUUAUGGAGGAAAGAAGAUGUUGAACAAUUCUCCAAUCCCAUUAAGUUUAGAGAAAGAUAAUGAUCCUCGCUUAUUCACAUCUCCAUUGAAGUUUCCUGGAAAACUGGCAAUUGAUGUCCUUAACAACAGGCUCUUCAUUUCAGACAGUAACCAUAAUCGCAUAGUGGUGACUGAUCUAGAUGGGAAUUUCAUUGUCCAAAUUGGAAGCACAGGAGAAGAAGGUUUACGUGAUGGGAAUUUUGAUGAAGCUACCUUUAAUCGGCCUCAGGGCCUAGCUUAUAAUAGAAAGAAGAAUCUCCUUUAUGUUGCUGAUACUGAGAACCAUGCUUUAAGGGAGAUUGAUUUUGUUAAUGAGACAGUGUGUACUCUUGCUGGAAAUGGAACGAAAGGCUCUGACUACAAAGGAGGAGAAAAAGGAAGUGUUCAGCUUCUGAACUCUCCAUGGGAUGUCUGCUUUGAGCCAUUUAAUGAGAAAGUUUACAUUGCAAUGGCUGGUCAACAUCAAAUCUGGGAGCACAGUACAUUAGAUGGAAUUACCAGAGCAUUUAGUGGUGAUGGUUAUGAAAGAAACUUGAAUGGAACAAGCCCUACUACCACAUCAUUUGCACAACCUUCUGGAAUUUCAUUGUCUCCUGAUAAUACGGAGAUUUAUGUUGCUGAUAGUGAGAGUAGCUCCAUUCGAGCACUUGAUUUGAAAACAGGAGGAUCAAGAUUGCUUGCUGGUGGUGAUCCAGUUUUCUCAGACAAUUUGUUUAAGUUUGGAGACCAUGAUGGAAUAGGCUCUGAAGUACUUCUUCAACAUCCAUUGGGAGUCUUAUGUACAAAAUAUGGCGAAGUAUAUAUAGCAGAUAGUUACAACCACAAGAUCAAGAAGCUAGAUCCAGCUAGUAGGAAAGUUAGUACACUAGCAGGGAUAGGGAGAGCGGGUUUCAAGGAUGGAAAAGCUCUAACAGCUCAGCUUUCCGAGCCAUCUGGAAUCAUUGAAUCAGAAAAUGGCCGACUUUUCAUAGCUGAUACAAACAACAGUGUAAUCAGAUAUCUAGACUUAAACAAGAAGGAAGCUGAACUUCUUACACUAGAGCUGAAAGGUGUUCAGCCUCCUGUACAAAAGUCAAGAUCAAUGAAACGCCUUAGGAAGCGAUUAUCAUCGGACACACAAACCAUUACUGUUGAGGGUAGCUCAUCAAGUGAGGGCAACCUGUCUAUCAAAAUAUCAUUACCUGAAGAGUAUCAUUUUUCAAAGGAAGCUCGAAGUAAAUUUAGCGUUGAGACUGAGCCUGAAGAAGCAGUAGUCAUUGAUCCCUUGGAUGGAUAUCUUAGUCCAGAAGGAUCUGCAGUAGUUCAUUUUAGGAGAACUUCCCCCUCAGCUUCAAUGGGGAGAAUAAAUUGCAAGGUCUACUAUUGUAAGGAAGAUGAGGUCUGUUUAUAUCAAUCAUUGUUAUUUGAAGUACCAUUCCGAGAGGAAGUUGCAGAAUCAACUCCAGCAGAUAUCAAUCUUGCAUAUCUAGUAAAGCCAAGGACUUCAACGAUCAGCUUACAACUACCAGUUUCCUCAUGACAACGUUUACACCAAGUGUAUAUAGUAAGAUCUCUUGCUAUUUCUUUUUACUUUUUUAUUUUGCAAAUAUUAUACGAAAUUAAAUAGCAGUUGGUUACAACGAGAAAAAUAUGAAAAUAUCAGUCCUUUCUUUAUUAAAGCUCAAUAAAUUUGAGAGCUUUUAGAGGAACUAAACCAUUGUUUCUGAACUUCUUCUUUUCCCUCCUGUUGAUGUUGUGGAAUUGAAUAUCUUAAAUUUUUUGUGGGCCUUGAGGAAUAAGAAUAACGUUGUCGGAAACACACAGCCAUUGAAUAUUAUGUUGUCUUUGGAAACAAA
Molecule: messenger RNA, 3649 nt
Organism: Ziziphus jujuba (common jujube)
Lineage: Eukaryota; Viridiplantae; Streptophyta; Magnoliopsida; Rosales; Rhamnaceae
Product: protein SUPPRESSOR OF QUENCHING 1, chloroplastic
Exons: 28
Coding region: 88-3333 (1081 amino acids)
Molecular function (GO): protein binding
Source: RefSeq, a predicted model, not a curated record